Messenger RNA from Penicillium verhagenii, 357 nucleotides. RefSeq names its product transcription elongation factor 1 family protein. NCBI's taxonomy places the organism in Eukaryota, Fungi, Ascomycota, Eurotiomycetes, Eurotiales, Aspergillaceae. The record is from RefSeq and is a predicted model, not a curated record. Gene Ontology annotation, cellular component: transcription elongation factor complex. Gene Ontology annotation, molecular function: RNA polymerase II complex binding. Gene Ontology annotation, biological process: transcription elongation by RNA polymerase II. The coding region runs from base 1 to 357 and encodes 118 amino acids. The transcript has 4 exons.
AUGGGCAAGCGCAAGUCUUCCUCUAAACCUCAAGGGCCCCGAAAGCGGGAGCCCCUGUCGACUACCUUCGCCUGUCUGUUCUGCAACCAUGAGAACUCAGUCAUUGUAAAGUUAGAUAAGAAAUUGGGCCUCGGUGACCUGUCCUGCAAAGUGUGUGGCCAGAAGUUCCAGACUGGCAUCAAUUAUCUUUCCGCUGCCGUCGAUGUUUAUUCGGAUUGGGUGGACGCGUGUGAUGCGGUUGCCAAGGACACGGCGAACCAGUAUGACGGGACAGCCAGCUCACAAGUAGCCGGUCGCAAACCGGGCCCUGCAGCAAAUGUGGCAUCGGGGGAUGUUUUCGAGGAAGAGGAUUAUUGA